AUGAAAAAAACAGAAAAUAGUUCAUCUAAUGUUGCAGCCAAAACUCCAUCAGAUGCAGGAAAUGAUUCAAAAAGCCGUAUACAUUCAUUUAUUCGUUCAGCUGUACCAACUGAUCAACAAAUUAAUCUUUAUACAAAUCAUUUUCAAAUCAAAUUUUCUAAACAAGCAAAUGAAAUAAUUCUUGAUCGAUUUGAUAUUGAUGUUGAACUUUUCAUAUAG
This is a messenger RNA of Rotaria sp. Silwood2, 219 nucleotides long. The record is from the annotation of a GenBank genome assembly. Lineage: Eukaryota; Metazoa; Rotifera; Eurotatoria; Philodinida; Philodinidae.